UACAGAACAAGUUAGAGGUUAGAUUUGUGGUCGUGGUGCUGUAAAUAAGAAAUGCAAAAAUGAAUUAUUCAUGUAAAUGAAAUUUCUAAAGCUGAGUUUAAGAUUUUUUAGUAAUGAUUUCCAAUCUGCCAUUAUGAGAUAUUUAAAUGUAGCAGAAAAGAAUGAUGCAGCUAAAAAUAUUGCUGCUAUUUUAUCUAGAGGGGCAUCAACCCGGCGAGAAGGUUUAUCACAAUAUAACAAGAUAUAUGAAUUUGACACACAAGUCUUUGGAGAGCAAGCGAGAAUGGUUAUGACUUCUGUUUCUGGUCAUUUAUUGAACUAUGAAUUUUCUGCUGCUUAUAAAAACUGGCAAAGUUGCAAUCCAGUAACAUUGUUUGAUGCACCUGUUAUCAAGACAUGUCCACCCGAUUUUCAAAAUAUUAAAAGAACUCUUGAAAGAGAAAUAGUAUAUUGCCAAGGCUUAAUCAUAUGGACAGAUUGUGAUAGAGAAGGAGAAAAUAUUGGUUUUGAAAUUAUUAAAGUAUGUACAGAUAUUAAACCGAAUAUUAGAAUUUACCGUGCAAAAUUUUCUGAAAUAACAGCAGCAUCUGUAUUUCAUGCCCUAAAUACUUUAGGACAGCCUAAUAAAAAUGUUAGUGAUGCUGUUGAUGUCAGGCAAGAAUUGGACUUAAGAACAGGAGCUGCAUUUACCCGCCUUCAAACAUUACGUCUACAGAGAGUAUUCCCACAGAAAUUAGCUGAAAAGCUGAUAAGUUAUGGUUCGUGCCAAUUUCCAACAUUAGGUUUUGUGGUCGAAAGGUAUCAAGCUAUAGAAAAUUUUAUUUCAGAAGCAUUUUGGAGGAUAAAAAUGAAUCACACAGUUAAGGAUACUACAACAGAUUUUUCAUGGAAAAGAGUUAGGUUAUUUGACAAAAACUCUUGUGAAGCUAUCUUAGACCAUUGUAGAGAAAACCCACAAGCAACGGUAGAAAGUGUUGAGAGUAAGGAAAAGAGCAAAUGGAGACCACUUCCUCUGGAUACAGUUGAAAUGGAGAAAAUUGUUUCAAGAAAGUUAAGAAUCAAUGCCAAAGAUGCCAUGAAAAUAGCAGAGAAACUCUAUACUCAGGGUUAUAUUAGUUACCCUAGGACUGAAACAAAUAUUUUUCCAAAAGAAUUGAAUUUGACCCCCCUAGUCGAACAACAAAUGGAAGAUGCUAGAUGGGGUCCAUUUGCUCGCAGAAUAAUGAAUGAAGGUGGACCAAAUCCUCGACAAGGAAAAAAAUCUGAUAAGGCGCAUCCUCCUAUACAUCCUACAAAAUAUGCAGCCAAUUUAACUGGCAACGAACAGAAAAUAUAUGAAUACAUUGUACGACAUUUUUUAGCAUGUGUACAAAAAGACGCUAAAGGAUUUGAAACUACUGUUAACGUUGACAUUGCAGGUGAAAAAUUUACUGCUAAAGGCUUAAUAAUUCUAGAAAAAAAUUAUUUAGAUGUGUAUGUAUAUGAAGGAUGGAAUACCAAGGAGAUUAGUAAUUACCACCAAGGAGACACAUUUAUGCCUACUGUAUUAGAUAUUAUUGAUUCUUCUACAACUCCUCCAAAAUUGUUAACUGAAGCUGAUUUAAUUGCCUUGAUGGAAAAACAUGGUAUUGGAACAGAUGCUACUCAUGCAGAACACAUUGAUAAAAUUAAAUCUAGAGAUUAUGUAGGUUUACAUGAAAACAUGUAUUUUGUUCCUGGUACACUUGGCAUGGGUUUAGUUGAAGGAUAUAACAAUAUAGGAUUAGAAGUAUCUUUGGCAAAACCAGUUCUUCGAGCUGAAUUUGAAAAUGACUUAAAAUUAAUAUGUGAUGGUUUGAAAAAUCCGGAAGAAGUUCGUGUGGAACAAAUUACGAAAUACAGAGCUGUCUUUCAAACAGUUCUUGAUAAAAUGCGCCUUAUUGAUGACAGCUUAGCAAAUAGAUUGGACGAUAGGCCUCAAGCAGUAAAUAACGAUUUCGGUGGUAACCAAAAUGAUCACAGACCUGUUUUGAAAUGUCCAAAAUGUGGAAAUGACAUGGUUGUAAGGAACAGAAAGAAUGGUCUGGGAAAGUAUUUAACAUGUAUUAAUUUUCCAAAUUGUAAAAAUUCAGUCUGGUUUCCAAUGUCUGUGGAAAAUAUAGAAAUAUUAAAUGAACAUUGUGGAGUUUGUGGUCCAAAUGUUAAACAGUUGAAGUUAAAAUUUAAACAGAAUCCAUUUCCCGGAGAACCAAACCCUAAUGUUUUAUGCAUAGGCGGUUGUGAUUUGAACGUUCUAGAAACAUUAAAUAUAAAUCCUUCAUCAGUGAGACGAACAACUACUUUAAAUGAUGGAAUCAAUGAAAAUGCUUCGAGUCGGAAUAAUUUAAGAAACUAUGCAAAUGCACACAGAAAUAAUGAACAGAAUAAUGGAGUCAGUAGAUUUAACAAUAUAGAUAAUUCUAUAACACAUACUCAUCAUAAUUUUUCUAAUAGAGAUAAACAUCAAAAUAGAAAUAAUACAGAGGUACCUGGAAAUUAUUUGAACAUUAAAACCAAUAAAACUCCUGUAAAUCUCAUGCCAGGGCCUUCAAGAACAAAUGCAAACAAUAGCAUAGUAGGUUCCACUGGUCAAGAGGAUGACAUCGUUUGUUCAUGUAAUAAUAAAGCCUUGUUGCUUACUGUACGUAAAGAUGGAUCCAAUAAAGGAAGACAGUUUUAUAAAUGUGCCAGUGAUACUUGUAAAUUUUUCUUGUGGGCUGUUGAUGAUGGAACAAGUAGUAAUGUUCGCCACGAUGAUCAGCAGACUAAUAGAAUUCAUUGUAACUGCCACCAACCAGCAGUGUUGAGAACUGUGUCAAAAGCUGGUCCUAAUACAGGUCGACAGUUUUAUAGCUGCCCAAAACCAUUAGGUGACUCGUGCAAUUUUUUUAAAUGGGCAGAUGAGACCAAUGAAAAUACUGGAGGUGAAGGAGAUGAUGACUGGGGAGGAGGUGGUAACAUUACAAGAAGAAAUUGGAAUGGAAAUAAUUCAAAUUGGAGAGGCAAAUCUAAUAAAGGAAAACAAAAACCUGCUUCCAAUAAAGUGACUCCUUACACUGGUCAAACAAGGGCAAAAAGAAAAUGUGGAAUAUGUGGACAGGAAG
Molecule: messenger RNA, 3122 nt
Organism: Anoplophora glabripennis (Asian longhorned beetle)
Lineage: Eukaryota; Metazoa; Arthropoda; Insecta; Coleoptera; Cerambycidae
Product: DNA topoisomerase 3-alpha
Exons: 14
Biological process (GO): DNA topological change
Cellular component (GO): nucleus; chromosome
Molecular function (GO): DNA binding; zinc ion binding; DNA topoisomerase type I (single strand cut, ATP-independent) activity
Source: RefSeq, a predicted model, not a curated record